This is a messenger RNA of Helobdella robusta, 321 nucleotides long. RefSeq lists its product as hypothetical. Lineage: Eukaryota; Metazoa; Annelida; Clitellata; Rhynchobdellida; Glossiphoniidae. The coding region runs from base 1 to 321 and encodes 106 amino acids. The record is from RefSeq and is a predicted model, not a curated record. The transcript has 2 exons.
AUGUCGCCUGCUGUUACUACAGCUGCACUUGAAGUCAUUCGUAGAAACUAUCUAACCAGAUCACUGAGGCAGAAGCAAGGCAGUGGCGAGGGACAGACCGAUGCAGCCACAACUUUCAAAAUUGAGGCCAACAGGAAGGCCACACUCAUAUGGUUGAAUAUGUCGUCUGCUUCAGUAUUUGAGGUUGUCGUGGUUAGCGCUGUAGAUGCUGUCGUCGCUGUUAGCGUUGUGGCUGUGGUUGUUGCUGUUGUAGCUGCUGUCGUUGUUAGCGUUGUGGCUGUGAACAUGUUCCCAUCACUGCAAAUGAUCAGGAAUGCAUAG